Echinostoma caproni is the source of this 504-nucleotide messenger RNA. The record is from the annotation of a GenBank genome assembly. Lineage: Eukaryota; Metazoa; Platyhelminthes; Trematoda; Plagiorchiida; Echinostomatidae.
AUGCAGAAGAGCCGUUUUGCGGUUGCGCAGCUGAAGAACUUCGGAUUCCUCGUGCCACAUUUACCGGAGUUUGAGGGCGAACUGCAGGAUCUACUGGUCGAAAUUGACAAACUGAUCGAGAGGAAAAAGGUCGAAUGGGAGGCAGAACUACAAAAUUUGGAAAAGAAGCUCCAACAAAAGAUCCGCGAAAACCAAGAGUUACAGAGUUUGAUCUCAGCCAAAGAGAUCGAGCUGAAAGAGGCCGCCUCUAAAAUAAACUCAAAAAAGCACACAUUUCCUGAGGGAAGUGCUGAAGCAGAGCUAAAUGCGAUCAAAACCAAGGUGGAUAGAAUGCGGCGCAGUUAUGAACUCCUACAAAAGAAAUAUCGUCGACAAUUGGGUACCGAGAAAGAACAAAGUUCUGUCGCAUUGCGUCACCUGGAGGAGAACAAUGCUUUGUUGAAAAAAGAAAUAGAGGAACUCAGGUAUGUGUUCUAUAGUACUUUUGCAACCCUCAUAUCCUGA